AUGUUUGCCGGCUCCCAUGUGAUCAGCGUCAUGUUCCAUGUCAUCACCUUCAGGAUGACGCGCACCGGGGUCAUGAUGGACAUUGAGAAGUUCCGACCCUGGUGGCUGUGCCCCAGCAUGCACAAGCUGAAUUUGGUGGUGGCCUGGGCAGACCUGCUGCUGUCAGACCGGCGCAGCUUCACCGCAAGAAGCGAGCUGAUAUCCAAGUUGUUGGUGAUCACCUACCUGGCUUACAUAAACCUGUGCCGCUACGUCAACGG
Molecule: messenger RNA, 260 nt
Organism: Monoraphidium neglectum
Lineage: Eukaryota; Viridiplantae; Chlorophyta; Chlorophyceae; Sphaeropleales; Selenastraceae
Exons: 1
Source: RefSeq, a predicted model, not a curated record